Messenger RNA from Sordaria macrospora k-hell, 1614 nucleotides. RefSeq lists its product as uncharacterized. Lineage: Eukaryota; Fungi; Ascomycota; Sordariomycetes; Sordariales; Sordariaceae. The record is from RefSeq and is a predicted model, not a curated record.
AUGACGUGGUCGUCUCGUGGCGCUGGUGUCUUUGCAUGUUCCUUCAUAACGCUUUUCAUUGCCGCUACGACAGUCGUCCUUCGUUUUAUUUCGAGGGGAUACUUGUGUCGGGUUCUGAGACCUUCGGAUUGGGUUAUCGCUGCUGCUCUUGUACGUAACUUCGUAACAUGUGAUUCUUGUCAGACAAUUUAUUGCUUAUGCCCUUCGACUUCCUCACCACCACCACCACCGCCAUCACAUCCUCAUAUAGCCUCUUCUGUCGUCCAACUAACACCAACCGGAGCCCAGGUAGUCUACAUCAACAUAAUCAUCUACAACAUCACCGCCACCCUCACCAAGCUCUCCAUCCUCCUCAUGUUCACCGACAUUUUCCACAUCUCCACCACCGUCCGCCGCAUCUCCUGGUGCAUGAUCGUCGUCGUCUCGAUAAUUGGUGUCUACAACGUCUUGACAUGCGUCUUUUUCUGCUACCCGAUUUCAAUGAGCUGGACACCUUCUUCUUCUUUCUCUGAGUCUCGGUCUGAGUCUGAUGAUCCGACAACGGCAAAGGGAAACGGAAAUGGAAACGGAAACGGACAUGGUGAUGGUGAUAGUACUGGUGCUGCAACAGAAGGUUGGUGCUUCAACAAGGAACAAAAGUACCUGGCUGAUGCGAGCGUCAACAUUGCCACGGACUUUGUCAUUUGGGCGUUGCCGUUCCCGGUGGUUAGAGGCAUGAAGAGCUUAGGGAGGAAGGAGAGGGGGUGGUUGUUUGGGGUUUUUGGGGUGGGUUUUUUCAUCUGCAUAGUCUCCAUCAUCCGCCUCUACUCCCUCAAACUCUCCGCCACCUCUACGGACCCCUCCUACGACAACGCCCCCGUAACCUGCUGGUCCGCCGUCGAGCUCAACGUCUCCAUCACCAUCGCCUGCCUCAUGACUCUUAAGCCUCUGCUCGCCCGCUUGCUACCUCGUCUUGUCCACGAUAACAACCUCCCCGCAGACGGCGCCGGCGCCGGCGAUAGAGAUAGUCCGCACGAACGAAGGCUGAAGCAGCGCCAGCGACAGAUGAAGGGACGCAAUGGAAACGGGGCUAGACUGCAAAAGAAGAGGAGGUUGUCCGAAAGUUUGGGCCAGGCAGCCGCGGGGGCAGGGAGGAGAAUGAGCGGCGGGGUAAUGAGUGUCAUGAGUGGGAAUCAUGGAAGGAGGAAUUCGCAGGGUUUCGGGUUCGUGGAGAUGAGGGAUUGGGACCAUGAGACUGUCAUGGACACCAAUUUCUCGUCUGAGCAUCCGGCGACGAUCUCGAGUCCGCCGCCACGGAGAGGGAAAGCGGGAAAAGGGGGGUAUGGGAGUACAAGUGAAAGUACAGGUCAUCGCCACAGGCCAAUGGGAAGGGAAGAGGAGGAGGUGUUGGGGAUGACGGGAUUGAGCAGCUUGAAUGGGAGUCGGUGGGAGGAUGACGAGGCUGGGAGUGAUGCUGGUGGUAGUUGGCCGACUACGAGUACUGGGCGCGAUGAGCACGGUAAAGAGGGUGAUGGGCAAGGCAGGAUUGGUCCUGGGCAGGAAAUGGGGAAGGAACUUGAUUUGGGAGAGGGACGAGGGGGCACAGGGUGGAGGAGGGGGGGCGGGGAUGGGUAG